UUCCUUGUUCUGUCCACUACAUACGACCACAGGGUGUGGAGAACAGGGCUUCCCGUCCGCUCAGCCGUACUUAAGCCACACGCCGGGAGGUUAGUAGUUGGGUGGGUGACCACCAGCGAAUCCCUUCUGUUGUAUGUUUUUGUGCCUUCAUUUUUAUUUUUGUUUUCUAUUUCCCCUAUCAUCUCCUUCUUUCAUUAUCUCUUUGUUUUUAAAUUAAUUCAUGUAAUGACUGUAUGGUUACACUUAUACGCCAGGUUAAACCGAUUUUGUGUCUGGUGGGAUGGAGCCAGUUGGUUUCAAAACGCAACACAAUACAAGGUUUGCAUCACGCACCACAUCAGUAUCAUACAGCUAAGUUCAAGAAUUGAACAUCCUAUCGACCAUUAUCAUGGAUACGAGGUAUAA
Molecule: messenger RNA, 405 nt
Organism: Aspergillus sclerotioniger CBS 115572
Lineage: Eukaryota; Fungi; Ascomycota; Eurotiomycetes; Eurotiales; Aspergillaceae
Source: RefSeq, a predicted model, not a curated record